AUGGGCUCCAGGCUGGGGGAAGCUGGGCUCUGUCUCUCCUGCGUGGCGACCGUCCUGCUGGCAGUAUCUGCUGCUACCGAGUCCUGGCUCCGGCUCUGGGUCCUGGGCAUUGUCAUUCACCGGGGGCUGUGGAGGGAGUGUGAGCUGUGGGCCUGCAUCCCCCUCCAGGGCCAGCGAGGGUACGUGGGAGCAUCGAGGGGCUGCCUGGUUCUGGCCAUCCUGGCCGGGUACCUCUCUGUGCUGUGUGGGGCCCUGGCACUCACCCCCCGCCCGGCCCCCAGGGGACUUGACUGGGCCCGGGGGGCUGUGGCCCUCUGCUUCCUCACAGGCAUCUUGGCUGCGGUGGCUCUGGGCUGUUUCAUGGGUGGAUCAGCUGGGGAAGCCGGCGGCAGCUGGGCCUGGUCGCUGGUGGUGGGCUGGGCGGCGGUGCCCGCGGCCGGGUUGGCAGGCACCUGCCACUGCCAGGCUCGGCGGAGGGAGCAACGCCAGCACAGUGGCCCAAGAGGAUCGCCCGGCUUGGGAUGA
This is a messenger RNA of Gopherus flavomarginatus (Mexican gopher tortoise), 525 nucleotides long. Its product is annotated as lens fiber membrane intrinsic protein-like. NCBI's taxonomy places the organism in Eukaryota, Metazoa, Chordata, Testudines, Testudinidae. The coding region runs from base 1 to 525 and encodes 174 amino acids. The transcript has 4 exons. The record is from RefSeq and is a predicted model, not a curated record.